CUUUUUUUCUUUCUCUCUUUCUCUCUCUCCUCCCCCCAGUCUCCUUCUAUCUCCCUCCCCGGCUCAUCUCCCGUUUUCUUUCGGGAUCGCUGAGCUCCUGGCGGUUGCCUGGUGGCGGCGGCGGCAGCGGCAGCGGCGGCCGAUCAGUCAGUCAGUCAGUGCCCGGCCGCAUCUCCGGCGGUGCCAGGCUUCGGGCAGGCUCGCUUUUGGCCCGAAAUGACGCUCAAGUCGAGCCGGAGGGAGAGCGUGAGCAGCAUGCGGACGGCCCUGUCCGACCUCUACCUGGAGCACUUGCUGCAGAACCGCACCAAGCCCGAGGUUGCUUCCUUUCCCUCAAAUGCUGUGACCGAGGAUAUAUACACCAAUGGGUCUGCUGCACCAGCUAGUCCUGGACCUGGCCAAGGCAGUCACCGUGAGCCACGGAAAGUCCGCUUUAUUCAGUUUGAAAAAGUCACCGAGGAGCCCAUGGGAAUUACUCUGAAGCUGAAUGAGAAACAGUCUUGCAUGGUGGCCAGAAUUCUCCAUGGAGGAAUGAUUCACAGACAAGGCUCCCUUCACGUGGGAGAUGAGAUCUUGGAAAUCAAUGGCAUGAGUGUGACCAACCACUCUGUUGAUCAACUGCAGAAGGUCAUGAAAGAAACCAAAGGAACAAUCUCACUAAAAGUGAUUCCCAACCAGCAGAGCCGUCUCCCUGCUCUCCAGAUGUUCAUGAGGGCCCAGUUUGAUUAUGAUCCCCAGAAGGAUCCCCUGAUCCCCUGCAAGGAAGCAGGCCUGAAGUUCGCCACAGGAGACAUCAUUCAGAUCAUCAACAAGGACGACAGCAAUUGGUGGCAGGGCAGGGUAGAAGGCUCUGCCAGGGAGGCUGCGGGCUUGGUCCCCUCUCCGGAGCUGCAAGAGUGGAGAGUGGCGAGUGUGGCCCAGUCAGCCACUGGGGCCGAGUCCCCGAGCUGCAGCCCGUUCGGGGGGAAGAAGAAGAAGUACAAAGACAAGUACCUGGCGAAACACAGCUCAAUUUUCGAUCAGCUGGAUGUGGUUUCCUAUGAGGAAGUCGUACAGCUCCCUGCAUUCAAAAGGAAGACCCUGGUGCUGAUAGGAGCCAAUGGGGUAGGUCGCAGCCACAUCAAGAAUGCCCUGGUCAACAAGAACCCAGAGAAGUUUGUGUACCCGGCUCCACAUACCACCCGACCUCCAAAGAAGAGUGAAGAAAAUGGGAAGGAUUAUCACUUCAUCUCCACUGAGGAGAUGACCAAGAAUAUCUCAGCCAAUGAGUUCUUAGAAUUUGGCAGCUACCAGGGCAACAUGUUUGGCACCAAAUUUGAGACACUGCACCAGAUCCAUCAGCAGGACAAAGUUGCCGUCCUGGACAUUGAGCCCCAGACCCUGAAGAUUAUUCGGACGGCAGAACUGUCCCCCUUCAUCGUGUUCAUUGCUCCGACAGACAAGGCCCAUCAGUCAGAAGCUUUGCAGCAACUGCAAAAGGAUUCUGAGACUAUCCACAACAGAUAUGCACAUUAUUUUGAUUUCACGCUGGUAAAUAAUGGUAUUGAUGAGAGCCUCAAGAUAUUGCAAGAGGCCUUUGAGCAGGCAUGCAGUUCCCCCCAGUGGGUUCCUGUCUCCUGGGUUUACUGAGCACAUUAGCUUGGUUUUCCUGAUCUUGCCCCAGCACCCAAUGGCAGCAUGGCUUCCAUUGGUCUUCCCCUCUUCACAGUUAGUCCAGGCUUGCUGCUUCUGCUCCUCGACUUACCCACCCACCAAAGAUGGGUCAUUCUUUGGGACUUGGCAAAGUUGCAGUCAGACCUUUCCUGCAAGAAAGACCUCCCUCUCCAAGAAUCAUUCUGGAAUCACCAGAAGUGGGGAUCUAAAUUACUGAAUAGGAAUCAACUGGAAAAUCACCGGGAGCUGUGGAGAAAAGGACUGAAAACGAGUCCUAGCUCCUUCUCCUGACCCUGCACGCACAAGCCUCUUCCUCCCACUGCUGCAGCUCUGAUUCAGCUCCCUUUCUGCUUCUCUCUUGUUGUCUUGUCUCCCCAAGGAGCACAAGCUUCAUCUGGUUUGCUUCGGGGAAGGGCGUCAGUCUUAGUAGAAAUGAUACAAAUGUUUGUUCUUGUGCAAUUUUCUUUAAAUGCCAAAAACAAAGAGAGGAAACUGAUGUGCAGGGAAGCCUUAAGUAGCAAUAAAAAUGUUGCUGUGCAAAUGCCA
Vombatus ursinus (common wombat) is the source of this 2199-nucleotide messenger RNA. RefSeq names its product membrane palmitoylated protein 1 (gene MPP1). The record is from RefSeq and is a predicted model, not a curated record. Bases 217 to 1629 code for a protein of 470 amino acids. Gene Ontology annotation, cellular component: plasma membrane; cell-cell junction. Gene Ontology annotation, molecular function: signaling receptor binding. NCBI's taxonomy places the organism in Eukaryota, Metazoa, Chordata, Mammalia, Diprotodontia, Vombatidae. The transcript is spliced from 12 exons.